CACUCUUAUUUUCCGUGUGACUUCAUAAAAACCAAUCUAGGACGCAGCAACACAGAACUAUUACUUAUUACUUAGUUUGUAGCGUUUCUCAAAAACCAUCUUAGCUAGUAUUAUUAUUUUAGCAUACGCAAUAUAUGUAAAAUUAUUAAGUCAAAAUGAAAGGCAUUUGAAUAUAAAGUUUCACAUAGUUAACAGUUGUUACAAGUGUCGUUUAUGUACAUACAUAUAUGUACAAAUUCCGUGUACAAAUAAAAUUGUGAUGAUUUACAUAAAAUUUAAAGAACUUUUGUGAUUUCGUCUUCGAAAAGUUUGCAACAAAAGACAUCUCCCAAGGAACACCAAGCCUUUUUUUUAAAGAACUAUUAAAAAUUAGUACUGCAUUUUAAACGUCUCUUUAAAAAUGCAUAUUCAAGCUAAACUUUUAAAAAUGUAAAUUUUAGGUACAUUUAUUAUAGGCAUGUACAAUAUUGCAGCUAAUUAAACACAGAUUUUUUUGGACUUGACCGUAAAACUAAAAAAGGAAAAAAAAAAAAACUAUGAACGCAUCACAGCAGCAGCCAACGCCGUCGCGGCCACUAAAUCAAUUUUCACAUCAAGAAAAUAACAAAAAUAAUCUUGAACAUCAACAUCAACUAGCAUUCGCGGAAAGUGCGCUUAAAAGUCAAAUAAAAAUAAAGCAACAAUUGCGACUACACCAACAGCAAGAACAACAACCAGAAUCGACGAUGUAUAACGCCGCCGAGAUGGCGGUAUCUUACCUAAAAACCCAAAAUUAUUCCGCAGAUGAGAGGCCCUUACAUCAGCUAGAGUAUAGAACAUCACCUGUUCAUCAUCAUCAUAUAGCUACAUCCUCUCAACCAAAGCAACAACCUCUAGCAAAUAAAAAAGCAUUAAUAAACCUCGAUAAUACCACGCAAAGCACUUCGAUUAACUCUUUGGUUAACACAUCGAUCAGCCCUUCGAUAAACAAUACAAAUUAUUAUCCCAAAGGCAGCAUGUUAUCGAUAAGAAGUGAACAACAAUCGCAGCAGCACUCGGAUUAUAUUAUAUCCGAUUAUAUGGAUAAAAUAGCAACUAGAAUAAGUUUGCUUGAAACCGAAUUAAAGUUUGCCUGGCGUGCUUUGGACUUGCUCUCCAAUGAGUAUGGCAAGAUUUGGAUUCGGUUGGAGAAGUUGGAGAACAUAUCGCUAGAACAACAAUCGGUGGUUAGUAAUCUAAUGGGACUUAUUCAAAAUCAGACGCAGAAUCAAAGUAAUAUCGACGCUCUACAGGAAUUCCAGGAGACAUUUCAUAGCUUUGAAGAUGAAAAUCAUCAAUUGUUAAUGGAUGAAGAUACACUAGAUAUUGACAUCAAACCGUUACAAACUCAAGAAUAUAACGAUGAUCAGGAUCUCACCGUAAUAAGGGAUGCUGAUGUUUUUCAGAGUGCUGGCUUAGAAUCGUCUAAAAUGGUUAAUUAUCCAUAUUUGAGUUACGAAACAUUGCAUGAAAGUAAUAUUAUAAAUGGCUUAGAUAUGGGUGAAACAUUACUCAAAGAAUCAAGGAAAAAACUCUAUUCCGAUUCUGAUCUAAUGUUAUAUGAACAGCAACAAAUUCAAGCAAAUAAUGCUCGUUGCGAGCUAAUGAAGGAAUUUAUAAAUGGGAGACGUGUCUUAAACGAGAUAGCGUCAGGAACCCCACAAGCUCAAACUCAAAGUGCCCGAAAAUGUACGAAUUUCGGACAAUCAAAGGAGGACUUGGAUAAAAUGAGACAGUCUUCCAAUAGCGAGUUAGAUAAUCUAAUGGAUGAUAUCAAUUUUUUUCGCUUAGCAGCCUCUAAAACGGACGUCGGCUCGGACCAAGUAUUGCCCAUAGAAGAUACUGGAGGAACGACGAUCAUACAGAUUCCUCAAAAAUGUAAUAAUGAAGUUAAUGAAUCCUUUUACAAGCAACUCAAUGAAGCUUGUAGGGACAAUGAAUUGAGUUCCGAAAUAUUGAAAGUUGAUGCCUUGUUACAUAAUUCAGCAGGAGAUUCCAGUCAUGGUCAAUGCCAAGCCUCAUUUAUUUUAAGAAAUCAGUCGGAGAAGGGCAAUACUUUGCUAGAUUCUGCAAAGAUAUCGACAAAGGAGUCGAUAAAGGAGUCCAAGAAGCAUCGAAAAAAGAAGCAUCAUACUAGUGAAAUGGAUAUGAUAAAUAAAUUAAAAUCUAUACUAGCACAAGCUUCAACUGGUCAUAAUAACGACGAUGGCGAAUUCGAUAAUGAAAGAUCGCUUAUCGAGAUAACGGAGAACCAAAAUGCAGUUAACAAGUUUGGCGAUGAUGCAUCGAUAAUUUUAAACAAUAUCACAAAGAGUUUAAUGGAGGAAAUUAACAAAAUUCCAGGACUUCAAACAUUAAGUGCAACGCAAAUAAAUAAACUUCGUGAGACCGUUUGGAAAGAAUAUUCGUUUUUUCAAAAGGUCAGGCAAGUUGAUAAGAAUUUAACAUUGCUUCUGCUUAAUCCGAUAACAGUAAGUGAAGAAUUACGCUCACUCGGAAUAACGAAUAUCGAUGAAAAGUUUGUUUUGGUUAUAAAGAAGUUUAGUAAAAAUAUUCUUACACUAAAAAAACUUGUGGGAAGCUCCUUGGACGAAAUGAAAUCGAGGGACGAGUCAUCCCUUCUAUUAAACUCACAGUCACAAAGUCAGAGUUCUUGUAUUCCAACCUUAUUACGCAAUAACUCCGAUUUGGAUGAACAAUUAAAAGUUCUCGAAACCCAAGAGAUUGAGAUAAAUCGAAAAAAGAAAAUUGAACAAAUUGUAAGUGACAAAGAAAACCUGCAGGAUCUUAAUUUCUUAACCAUGUCCUCUAAAAACAUUUACAGCGAAGAUGAGUAUAUAAAGUCCUUGAAGAGAAGCUUGGAACGUCACAAUAGUAUGAUGUUUUUGUUGCAUUUUCAAAAUCCUGAGAAGCUCAAAAAUGACAUGAUCAACGAUGAUGUUCUUCUAAUGGAUUCAAUUCGAGGCAGUCCUAGUCCUCCGCCACCUGCUCCAUUCGAUAAUCCUUCUCUCUAUGUGGAAUCAGUAGAAGCUCAAAAUUAUCAAAAAUAUACAAAAUCCGAUUCGGGAUUAUCUUCAAUGAGCGGUUGGUCACCCAUUAUAUCGCCGGUAGUAACAGUUGGUAAACAAAAUAGUAAUUAUUUUAUAGAAUCAAGAAAUAAUGAAAUAUAUUCAUUGGAAUUGUCAUUAGAUAAGCAAAGAUCCAAGUCAACAAUCACUAAUGAUUAUAUAAUAACGGAGGAGAACUUAAACUACAUUCAUGAGCUUUCAAAAAAUUUACCUAUAUGUUCUGCCUAUGAGAACAAGUCAAUAUUUAAUGGAAAAGAACAGUUUUCAACAGUUGAUGAAAUGCUGGAAUGGGAUCAGUUAAAUCAAAGAGAUAAAAAUGUUGGUAAUUCCGCGGGAAUGCCUGAUUUAUUGACAAAUCAAACACCUAAACGCUUCCUGAACGAAGAAGUAGAUCAACAUGCAAACAUAUCACUAUAUAAUACUGAUUUAAAUGAAACUCGGGAACAACUAAGACGACCUUAUUUGACCGAUAGACUUGUUUAUUAUCCCUCAUCAAACUACAUCACCAAUUAUAAUAGCAGCAAUAAUUUGGAUUACUUAGGUCAAGGCAGAAUUAGAGAAUCCUACAAAUCCAAAACUAUACCAAUUCCUUCUGAGGACCAGCCAUCUGUUCAUAUUAUGGAAUAUUCUGGUGUUGUGGAUCUUGCAACAUCAAGACGAUCAGAGCUCAAUUCUGCUGAUCAUUCCCACCAAAGACUUCCAGCAGAUGUACCAACUGCGGGCAAGCCAGUUAAAGUUUGGAACAAGUUAAACACUAUUUUAUCUGACAAUCUUAAGUUAAAGAAAAUAGCCAAACUAAAUCGAUCACUAUCAUUACCCGCUGAAGUUCAAAGUCAAGGUAAAAAUCAGAAUCAAAAAAAGAAACAGACACGUGGCCAGGCGGGCUCAUUUCCGUUUAUUUCACACAUUCGCUCUGAAAGCGGAAGUGGUAGUCAAAAGCAUUUAUCGAAGAGGCUGCAAAAGCUACCAAUGCGUAUUAUAAGAACAGCAACAACAGGAGCCACGUUCAUAAGGCGCCUGUCCCAUCCCGAAGAAUCUAUUGGCGCAUCAGAUAUUGAUACUGCUGUUGGUAAUACCCCUAAAAAAUCGCUUAAAUCAAAAAUGAAUCAUAUAAUGCGCAAGGCAAAGACAUAUAAACGGCAUAACUUGCGCCUGAGCCGCGGCUGUAGCAUAUCGGAUACUGAAUUAGAUAAACCUAAUGACGGUUAUGACUGUAUUUCACUGGAUAAUGAUAAUGAUGAGGGGUGUUCCUUAUAUGGAAUUGAUAUUAUUGAUAGCAAUGAUGAUGAGGCUUGUGGUAUAGAUGAAAGCCAAGAGGUUAGAGACCUUUUUGCUGUUGUUGGUGACCUCAAAAAAAUUGCAAAUACUACUGCUGAGGUUCCACCGAUUGCUGUAAACGAAAUUAAUGACAUGUGCUAUAAUGUUGAAAAUAAGACUAUAAAAAUGCCAGAGAUUCACUUGGAAGCAACUCCAUCAUCGCAACAUGCGACGUGUGUUCAUAGAGUGAGCUCAGUUUAUGUUGAGGAGGUUGUCGACGAUGACACAAGUCGCGCUCUACAAGAGAACUCUUUUAGUGCUGAAGUAAAUGUCAUUCCCACAUUCAAAAUACAAACCACAGAAGGAGGCGGAGAAGGAAACACCCUUAUUACCACAUUCCCAUCACAGCAGCAAUGGACUUUAGAUCUACCCAACAGUAAUAUUCGAGAGGAUGAUGACAAUCGCAGUCAGCAUUCCACGAGAACUCUGUCAUCGUCGCGUCGUCAAAGCACUGAAGAUAGUAUCGACACGGAUGACGAAUAUUUUCAUUAUGAGCUUCGUCAGUUGGAACAGGAACAGGAAAUGCAACGGUUAGCACAACAUUCAGAAAACGUAAAUGAACCUAUUGCGAAUGACAAUGAAGUUUUAUUUUCGCAAAUUGGCCAACUGCUUCAAAAUUCCGACGCUUUUCAGCCACCCGAACCUGAAAAGGGAUCAAAAGAAAGUUGUGUUAAUUAUUCUCCCGAUGAACAGGUUAAAUUGCUUAUGGGUGAGGUAUUUAGUGAAUUGAAAAGAAUUGUUCGGUUAGAGGAAGGUAUAGUUAAAGAUGAUACAACAACAUCCGCAUUCAUCGAUGCAUUUCCGAAAGUAAAACCACAUCGUGAGAAAAUCUCGACUGUCCUUGAUAUGCAUAGCGCCUGGCAGGAUGUCAAUGGCUGUGAAUUGCCAUUUGUAGCAUCUGACAUGGACUCUCACGAGGAAGAAGUUGAGAGGAAGAACCAAAGACCCAAGAUAAAAAAGAAGAGAAAGCGUGAUAGCCAAAAAUAUAGUAAUGCCAGUUCAAGUUCAUCGUGCCAUUCCCAAAAUAAAAGUAAUCAGCGUUCAACCGAAUCCGAAUCAGAAAAAAUCGAUAAAUCAAUCAAUAUAUCGUCAGGCUCUAGCGAAACAUCUGGUCCCGAUUCGCCGGCAGAAGAGCUGAGCGAUGUUAAUGAUGAGAUGAGUAAAACUGGCAUUCCGGGUAAAGAAAAAGAAGAUGGUGCAGAAAAAAAAGGAAUAACUCCAAAUACCGUAGAAUUACAUGAUAUAAAUAGAACCACAAUUACUACUUCGUCGUAUCCUGCGCAAUGCUUAAGUCCAACAAAAUCAGUUCAUAAUCAGUUGUCAGAGGUAGAAAGUUCCCUUGCGCUAGAUAAUGGUGGUGCCAGUAAAUGGAAACUAUUGAAAACAUUAAAAGAGCGAAAAAUUGAAGAGAAAAAUAAUCAGGAAAAGGUUAAAGAUGAUGACAAAGACAAAGAAAAGAAUGGUGUCGGAAGUGGAGAUGUGGGUAUACGUACCAAUGGCCAUCCCGGGGAUAAUCCUUUUUAUAGCAACAUUGACAGUAUGCCAGAUAUACGGCCUAGACGUAAAUCUAUACCUCUUGUUUCGGAGCUGGUUCUGAAGACGAUGGCAGCUACGAAGCGAAAUGCAGGACUCACAUCAGCUGUUCCCCGCGCCACGCUCAAUGACGAAGAAUUGAAAAUGCACGUCUACAAAAAGGCAUUACAGGCCCUCAUUUAUCCCAUAUCCUCGACGACGCCACACAACUUUCUAUUAUGGACUGCCACGUCGCCAACGUAUUGCUACGAGUGCGAAGGUCUAUUAUGGGGAAUAGCACGACAAGGUGUCCGAUGCACCGAAUGCGGUGUGAAAUGUCAUGAAAAGUGCAAGGACCUGCUAAAUGCCGAUUGCCUGCAGCGUGCUGCUGAAAAGAGCUCGAAGCAUGGUGCUGAAGACAAGGCCAAUUCUAUAAUUACAGCAAUGAAGGAUCGCAUGAAGCAGCGAGAACGAGAGAAACCCGAGAUAUUCGAACUGAUUAGGAUGACAUUCGGUGUGGAUCCCGACACACACAUAGAUUCAUUAGAACAGGCUGAGCACGCUACUGUUGAGGGAACAUCUAAAUGGUCAUGCAAACUAACAAUCACAGUGAUUUGUGCUCAAGGCCUGAUAGCGAAGGAUAAAAGCGGUACCAGUGAUCCAUAUGUGACGGUGCAGGUUAGCAAGGUGAAAAAAAGAACGCGAACUAUGCCGCAGGAACUUAAUCCUGUGUGGAACGAGAAGUUUCACUUCGAAUGCCACAACUCUUCCGAUCGCAUUAAAGUGCGCGUUUGGGACGAAGACAACGAUCUAAAAUCAAAGCUACGUCAGAAAUUAACACGCGAGUCUGAUGAUUUUUUGGGUCAAACUAUAAUUGAAGUACGGACAUUAUCCGGUGAAAUGGAUGUAUGGUAUAAUCUGGAAAAGCGUACUGAUAAGUCUGCAGUAUCCGGGGCGAUACGACUUCACAUAUCGGUUGAAAUCAAGGGCGAGGAAAAGGUUGCUCCAUAUCACGUUCAAUAUACCUGCCUACAUGAGAACCUCUUCCAUUAUCUUUGUGAGGAAAACACGGGAAUGGUUAAGUUGCCGACGCAAAAGGGAGACGAAGCCUGGAAGCUAUAUUUUGAUGAAAUUCCCGAAGAAAUCGUAGACGAGUUCUCGAUGCGCUACGGCAUUGAGAAUAUUUAUCAAGCAAUGACCCAUUUUCAUUGUCUGUCUGCGAAAUAUCUGUGCCCUGGAGUUCCUGCUGUGAUGAGCACUUUGUUGGCCAACAUUAAUGCAUAUUAUGCUCAUACGACUGCUUCUUCAGCGGUUUCUGCCAGUGAUCGAUUUGCAGCUAGCAAUUUCGGGAAGGAGAAAUUUGUCAAGUUAUUGGAUCAAUUGCACAAUUCUCUUCGCAUAGACUUAUCCAUGUACAGAAAUAACUUUCCCGCAUCGAGUCCUGAGAAAUUAAUGGACCUGAAGUCUACAGUUGAUCUAUUAACCAGCAUUACAUUUUUCCGUAUGAAGGUACAAGAACUAUCUAGCCCCCCAAGAGCCAGUACAGUGGUUAAAGACUGCGUUAAAGCCUGCUUAAGAUCUACAUAUCAAUUCCUAUUUGAGAACUGCUAUGAAUUAUACAACAGAGAGUUUCAGGUUGAUCCCAACGAAGCAAAACGUGCUCCGGAUGAUCAUGAGCCUAAGCUGGAUAGCGUUGACUUUUGGCACAAGUUAAUAGCUUUGAUCGUGUCGGUAAUUGACGAAGAUAAAAACAGCUAUGGCACUGUCUUAAAUCAAUUUCCACAAGAACUAAAUAUUGGACAGUUAUCAGCAUCUUCCAUGUGGCAUCUAUUUGCCGUGGACAUGAAGUAUGCCUUGGAGGAGCACGAACAGCAUCGUUUGUGCAAAUCAUCGGCAUAUAUGAAUCUGCAUUUUCGGGUUAAAUGGCUCUACAGCAACUAUGUUAAGGAAGUGCCACCCUAUAAGGGGGCUGUACCUGACUAUCCCGCCUGGUUUGAGCCAUUUGUAAUGCAAUGGCUUAACGAGAACGACGAUGUAUCGUUGGAAUAUCUUCACGGCGCCUUCAAGCGAGACAAAAAAGACGGGUUUCAAAAGAGCAGCGAGCACGCACUUUUUUCAAAUUCGGUUGUCGACGUUUUUACACAAUUGACGCAAUGUUUCGAUGUUGUUAGCAAGCUCGAGUGUCCUGAUCCAGAAAUAUGGAAACGUUACAUGAGGCGUUUUGCUAAAACAAUCGUAAAAGUGCUAAUAGCAUAUGCUGAUAUUGUUAAAGUCGAAUUUCCCGAUCAUAUGAAGGAUGAGAGAAUCGCCUGCAUCCUAAUGAACAAUAUUCAACAACUAAGAGUGCAGUUGGAAAAAAUGUUCGAGUCGAUGGGUGGAGAUAAGCUUGAAGAGGAUGCAGCCAACAUUCUGAAAGAAUUGCAACAGAAUCUCAAUUCAGCACUGGAUGAUUUGGCUUCACAAUUCGCCAUCAGUUUGGAGCCCCGCAUUACGCAAUCUGUUCGAGAACUUGGAGAUAUGUUACUCUCUAUCAAGGGAGGCAGUUCUUUGACACCUGGCAAUCAAGCGGCUCAACGUAACGCCGUCGCCGUGGAAGCUGAUGAGGUGUUAAGGCCGCUUAUGGAUCUACUGGAUGGCUCCCUAACUCUCUAUGCACAAUCGUGUGAGAAAACCGUACUAAAGCGAUUACUCAAGGAGCUCUGGAAGAUUGUGAUGCGAAUUUUGGAGAAGACUAUUGUUCUGCCACCGAUGACUGAUAAAACGAUGAUGUUUAAGCACCUUACGGACAAUGCUAAGAAUCUGGCAUCUAAUGCCAAAAUCGAGGACAUGGGCCGCUUAUUCAAGUCUCAUAUGGCGGGUAAACAGGAUGUUAAAAGUGCGCUUAGCGGUGUUAUGGACAUAUCAAAAGAAGUGGAAAAAAACUUAUCGCCAAAACAGUGUGCCGUGCUAGAUGUUGCCUUAGAUACAAUUAAACAAUACUUUCACGCCGGUGGCAAUGGACUGAAAAAGACAUUUCUUGAAAAAUCAUCCGAACUGCAGAGCCUACGUUACGCACUGAGCUUGUACACGCAGAUGACCGAUACUUUGAUAAAGACCUUUAUAUCCAGCCAAGUUCAUGAAGUUGAUCCCGAAAACGCCGAGGAAAGUGUCGGCGAAAUUUCCGUUCAAAUCGAUCUAUUCUCGCAUCCAGGCACCGGGGAGCACAAAGUAAACGUUAAAGUGGUGGCUGCUAACGAUCUAAAGUGGCAGAUACCGUCGGGCAUGUUCAGGCCGUUUGUGGAAAUAAAUCUCAUUGGGCCGCAUCUACAGGAGAAAAAGAGGAAAUUUGCCACCAAGUCAAAGUCAAAUAAUUGGUCGCCAAAAUACAACGAGUCAUUUAGCUUCACCAUUGGCAAUGAGGAGCAGUUGGAUUUCUUUGAAUUGCACAUAUGUGUGAAGGACUAUUGCUUUGCUCGUGAUGAUCGACUUGUGGGCGUUGCUGUUAUUCCACUAAAAGAUAUUUCGGAAAAGGGUUCGGUUGCUUGCUGGUUGCCCUUAAUGCGACGCAUUGAAAUGGAUGAAACAGGCUGGACAAUUUUAAGGAUAUUGUCACAACGCAAUAAUGACGAAGUGGCCAAAGAAUUCGUUAAACUUAAAUCGGAAAUACGACAAGAGCCAACAAUGGGCACAUAAAUAAGUCUGUCUGAAAUGUUUUUUUUUUUCUGUAAACUUCUUAUAUACAUUUUUUCCUAAUUCUAUUGGACUUUAGUUUUCAUUUAAUAUUCUGAUAACAAGUAUUAACUUAACUAAAGCCAUAUGUAUCCAUACACAUAUGUAUAACCAAAACACACCAAAUAUAUAUUCACAUCCACAACCUUUUUGGGGCUAGAGCUGGCAAAACAUCAAUAGCUGUGAUGGUUUGGUCCGUUAUAUUAAAACGGGUAAAAAAUCCAUUUCAUGAUUCUCUUGAUUUUUCAUACAUAUUCUAAUAUAUUUAAAACAUUUUACCUUUAGUGUAUAAAUCUCAAAAUAAAGCUUAGACUAACAUAGGAUAAAUGUGGCGGACGAAAAAUGUUGCAGACAAACUAAAUGUUCUGAGCAUCAUAACUAAACAGCUGUAAUUUUGCUUUCAAAAUAAAUGAAUUUAAUUAUUUUUAAAUCCAAUAUGAAUGGUAAUUAAAAAAAACAUUCGCAUUGAGCGCUAUUUUAGCCGUUAGAAAAGGAUUUAUUUAAUAAAUGCCGUAAUGACAGGGUCCAUUUUAUGAUAUUUAGUUCACAAAGACAUUUUAAAUGAGGAAUGUUUCAGUUAUUUGGCGCCGUUUGUGCUUCAAGAUGUUAUCCUUUAGAAAUAUAACGCCUAAUACAUCCAUUAAUAACAUUCCAACAUCCCAUUCGUUGAAAUAUAUAUUUUUUUUUUGCUUUAAAAAGUUCGAAUUUGCUAAGUUCUGCUGAAUUAUUAUUAUUUUUUUUAAUUAUUUGACAUAAGUGGCAAUGUGAUCCUUUUUCGCAUUUUCUCUAUAUUAUUCGAUCAAACUGCUUCCCGAUCAAAAUAUAUAUCAAAUUUCGCUCGGAACUUUUCGAAAGCAAAUUUAUCUGAUGUUAGUACUAAGCUUUGAAAAACAAAUUGACCUUACCGCUUCUGCGAAAACAUUGGUAUCACAGUCAAUAGCAAAGAUUAAUUUAUAAAUAUAUAUAUAUAUUUAUUUUAACGUCAAAAUAUAAAAAAAAAAAUAUAGUUAAUAGGGACCCAAAAGAAUUUAUUCCUUUUUCUUGACUUAUUUUUUGUCUAAAACUUAUUAAGGGUCGACCAAAAUGUUAUUGCGGAUAUUAAUGUUUUGUAUCCUCUAGCAAACUAGUUAUAAAAAAAUAUAGUCAGCGAUUGUGGUUGAAAUUACAAUUUAUUUUGCUCACUCAUAUAGACGCAAAAUACAAAAAUUAAUACAAAACAACAUUAAAAUAUUAAUACAAGAGUGAUCCAUCCGUAUAAAUUCGUACAUAUGUACAUAACAUAACAAAAAAAAUAAAACAUUUAAUUCAAAAUAAAAACACUGUUCAUCUGUACAUUCUAAGCGACACCUCCAUUGCACACAUUCCUAUUCAUGUAAAUAAAGUACCUGUAUAAAUAAAUAAAUAAAUAUAAAUUAUAUAAUUCUUCGUGAACAUUUGUUAACGAUAUUAUAUCUGGAUAAUAUUGUAAAAUGAAUGAAAUCUUUCUUUUUAUUGCAAUAAUAACAUUACAGGCUAAACUUUGGAAAAUAAAUAAUUCGCAUAGAAAAUCCUGUUCGCUGGCUUUGUUUCUUUUCUUUUCGGGUUUUAACAACGGAGCUUUAUAAUUUAAGAUAAGGUGAGGGUAGGAGCAACCUGAUCCCAGGAUGUGCUGAGAUUAGAAUAUAGAAAAGCGUUAAAGUUUUUCAUGAUUAAUAUACUUGCUUUCAUUGUAUUUUACUCUGCUGCCUUAUCCCAGUUGGCAAAUUAGCGGAUGGAUUCGAAAAAGAGAUUAAAACACGAUUAAAGAAGCGGACUUUACGUAUAACAAAUUCUCAUGAAACGUUCAUAAGUCUCGAAAACUCUACAUACAAAAGAAUCUAGGUCCGUUGUUACUAACUAUCGUGGAAUCGCUAAGCCCUCUGCCCUAGCUCUGUCAUUGGGUAGUGGGCUGCCUAACCCUUGCCCGUCACACACAUACAAAUGAACAUCGAUAAUCGACGUUAAACAACCCAAACAAUAUUUCAACUUUUGCUAACUUGACUGCAGUUUAUUAAAUAAAAAAUAUUUAUGCGAUUAUUUACAGCAAACUAGUAUGAUCCUAACAACCCAGUUCACUAAACUGGAAACUGGAACUUAUCCCACCAGCUCAGCCAGAAGAAGUCAUUUCCGACUCUACAAAGUCCAGUCGAUCUGCUCAUGUCCGUCUGUCUAUUCCUGCGCAAAAUAGUCCCUCAUUUUUGUAAUAAGUUAGUUAAUGAAAGUUAACAUUACUUUGAAUUUGUUCACCAUAUAUAUUUAAAAUAUCAAACCGCAAAGGUAUACAAAAUAUGGCGCGUCGAAAUUAGCUUUCUUUCUUGUUUUAAUUAAUU
Molecule: messenger RNA, 11971 nt
Organism: Drosophila kikkawai
Lineage: Eukaryota; Metazoa; Arthropoda; Insecta; Diptera; Drosophilidae
Source: RefSeq, a predicted model, not a curated record